GCACUUUUACUCUUCGUUUGGCACUGCCAUUCUUAUCCGUUUUUAUCCUCGAAACAUACAGAGCCAAGAGCGAGUGCGAGAGAGAGGGAGAGAUGGCGUCCCUGUGCGUCUCGUCUUCGGUCACGUUCUCCUCGUUUGCUUCUUCUUCUUCUCACAAGAAGGAGAAAAGCAUUAUAAAAAACCCCUUUUUUGGGUUCUCCUGUGCAUUGUCAAAGCCCUCGAUUCGGACCUCGCUGCCUCUUACCAAGCGGAGCUUCCAGGUUCGGUGCCAGGACCUCUCUCUCGUCCCCAGAGAACAACGGUGGAUGUUCGAGGAGUCCGAAGCCAAUGGCCCUGACAUUUGGAAUAAGACAUGGUAUCCCAAAGCUGCUGAUCAUGUGAACACAGAGAAACCGUGGUACAUCGUUGAUGCUUCGGACAAAAUUCUUGGAAGACUAGCAUCAACAAUUGCCAUUUUUAUCCGUGGGAAAAAUUUGGCUACCUAUACUCCCAGUGUUGACAUGGGGGCAUUCGUGAUUGUGGUAAAUGCAGAAAAAGUUGCGGUGUCCGGUAAGAAAAGGACCCAAAAGCUCUAUAGGAGGCAUUCAGGACGACCAGGUGGCAUGAAAGUGGAAACUUUUGACCAGCUACAGCAGAGAAUUCCAGAAAGAAUUAUUGAACAUGCUGUUCGUGGUAUGCUUCCCAAGGGAAGGCUUGGCAGAGCUCUGUUCAACCACUUAAAGGUGUACAAGGGCCCAGAUCAUCCACAUGACGCCCAGAAGCCCAUGGAGCUGCCCAUAAGGGACAAAAGGAUACAGAAAGAAGGAUAGAUAUUAGUUGCAUGCUUCAGCUCCCAUGUAGUUGUUCUUUUUUCCCCCUCUUUCUGAGCAUGAUUAUUUUUUUGCGUGGUCGUAUCUUUCCGUCCCCUGCUUCCUUGGAAUGUUGUGAUCUAAUUAGGAAAAGAAAAAAAAAAGCUUAUUUUGUAUGUAUGAGUUGCUUUAUAUAUAUUUGUUAUUCAUGUUUUGACCCCCUAUCUUAAUAUAUUUCUCAUUCUUGCUUUUGGCCCCUUCCGAUAAAA
This is a messenger RNA of Alnus glutinosa, 1057 nucleotides long. Its product is annotated as large ribosomal subunit protein uL13c. Gene Ontology annotation, cellular component: ribosome; cytosolic large ribosomal subunit. The transcript has 4 exons. Lineage: Eukaryota; Viridiplantae; Streptophyta; Magnoliopsida; Fagales; Betulaceae. Gene Ontology annotation, molecular function: structural constituent of ribosome; mRNA binding. The record is from RefSeq and is a predicted model, not a curated record. The coding region runs from base 93 to 809 and encodes 238 amino acids. Gene Ontology annotation, biological process: negative regulation of translation; translation.